GCUUUAGAACUUUGGAUUUGUAGGGUUUAACCUCAAAAAGAGGACACCCUUCCAGAAAUUCUCGACGGCUCAGGCAGAACCAAAGCCGAGGAGGGGGUUUGGAAAUAGUUUUCAACCAGCAAUUGACGCGCCUCGGUUAGAACCUCACUAGCUGCGUCAUUGCCCCAAGCGCAAAGAUGCCUUACUCCUUCCCACUCUCUCUCCUUUUAUAUCCGAUUCCACAUUCCCCUCUCUUAUAUCUUUCCAAUGUGGGACAAAUUAGAGAAUUCGAUUUUCUAGUUCUUCGAGCAAUGGAUGGAGAAUUCCAUCAAUGGCGGUUUUUCAAAGUUGCAAUGCCGUGUUGUUUAAAUAUUCAUGAAUUAAUUUUAUUUUAAUUUUGAAAAAACACACACACACACAAAUAUGAUUUAUUAAUUUUAUUAUAUUUUUGUAGACCAUUCUCGUAUUAUUAUUUUCUCUAUUGUAUUGCUGAAUUUUCGUUGGAAUGAGAGGUGAAGAUAUAGAUCUCUGAAUUUUCCUUUAUAAUGUGGAGGAGGAGGAGAAGAUAGCCACAAGCUAGAGAAGAAAAGUAAGAAGCAAUGGCGAAAUCGAGCGCAGACGAUGAAGAGCUAAAGCGAGCCUGUGAAACAGCUAUAGAAGGAACCAAACAGAAGGUUGUAUUGUCUAUGCGCGUUGCCAAGAGCCACGGAAUCUGGGGCAAAUCUGCUAAGCUAGGUCGAGGCGGCAUGGCCAAGCCUAGAGUUCUCGCCAUCUCCACAAAGGCAAAAGGUCAAAAGAUCAAAGUUUUUCUUCGCGUUCUAAAGUAUUCUUCAGGGGGAGUGCUUGAGCAUGCAAAUCUAUACAAACUGAAACAUCUUGCGAAAGUGGAGCUUGUGACUAAUGAUCCUAGUGGAUGUACAUUUAUGCUGGGAUUUGAUAACAUCAGAAGUCAGACUGUCGCUCCUCCACAAUGGACUAUGCGUAAUCUUAAUGACAGGAACCGUCUUCUUCUUUACAUCUUAAACAUCUGCAAGGAUGCAAUGGGUCGCAUUCCAAAAGUCAUUGGCAUAGAUGUUGUGGAAAUGGCUCUUUGGGCUAAGGAAAAUACGACCACAGUCACUAAGCAGCAGAUAGAUCUUCAAGUUGGGCCUGUUGCAGUUGCCGUCACUGGGGAAAUGAAAGUGACUGUAGAAAGAGAGCUUGUUUCCCAAGUUGAGGAGGAUGACAUGGAGGAUUUGCUUGGCGGUUAUGUCACGGGUGUUACUGAAGCUGAAGCAUUUUCUGAACGUUUGAAACGGGAACUCCAAGCCUUAGAAGCAGCCAAUGUGCAUGCCAUUCUGGAGAGUGAGCCAUUAAUUGAUGAGGUGUUACAGGGGCUUGAGGUGGCUUCAAGUUGUACUGAUGACAUGGCUGAAUGGUUGGGCAUUUUCAAUGUCAAGCUCAGGCACAUGAGAGAGGACAUAGAGUCGAUAGAACAUCGGAAUAAUAAGUUGGAAACGCAGUCAGUAAAUAACAAAAAAUUGAUCGAGGAGCUUGAUAAACUUCUUGAGCAUUUGCGUGUCCCUACUGAGUAUUCAGCAUGCAUUACAGGGGGUUCAUUUGACGAAGUACGAAUACAUCAAACCUUAGAAGCAUGUGAGUGGUUGUGUAGUGCUUUGCGUGGUUUUGAAGUGCCCAAUCAUUCUACUUAUGCGAAGAUGCGCUCUGUCAAAGAGAAGCGAGCUGAACUUGAAAAGUUAAAAAGUACUUUUGUUAGGAGAGCAUCAGAUUACUUGAUAAACUAUUUGGCAAGCUUGGUGGAUUUAAUGAUAAAUGAUAAAAACUUCAACUCACAGCGGGGGCAGUUGAAGAAGCCGGAUCAUGCUGACCUACGAUAUAGGUGCAAAACCUAUGUUCGUCUUUUACAACAAAUGAAGAGCCUUGACAAGAAUUGCCUGGGAUCAUUGAGAAAAGCGUACUGUCUCUCAGUUAAUUUGCUGUUACGAAAAGAGGCUCGUGAGUAUGCAAAUGAGCUUCGAGCUAAUACAAAAGCAUCAAAGACUCCUGCUGUCUGGCUAGAAGGUUCUACGGGUUCUGCCCAAAAUAAUAAUGCUUCAGAUUCUUCUACAGUUUCAGAUGCAUAUUCAAAAAUGCUUACAAUUUUUGUCCCACUCCUCGUAGACGAGUGUUCCUUUUUCGCAAAUUUCAUGUGCUUUGACGUUCCUACACUUGUGCCAUCUGGAGGUGCUGCUCCUGGUAGUGAUGGUAAAGAUGAUGAUCUUGGCAUCAUGGAUAUUGAUGGAAACAAUAGCUCAGCUGUAGUGACAAAUCCUGUGGAGCUUCAAGCACUAAAUGAGGCUCUUCAAGAAUUGCUAGAUGGCAUACAGGAAGACUUCCUUUCUGUAGUUGACUGGGCAUACAAGAUAGAUCCUUUGCGGUGCAUAUCUAUGCAUGGAAUUACAGAGCGAUAUAUUUCUGAGCAGAAGGCUGAUGUAGCAGGAUGUGUCCGCACCUUGCUUGAUGAUCUCGAGUCUAGAAUCACUCUACAGUUCAGUAAAUUUGUUGAUGAAGCUUGUCACCAGAUUGAAAGAAAUGAGCGCAAUGUUAAGCAGAUGGGUGUUUUGUCAUAUAUAACAAGAUUUGCAACCCUUGCAACUCGUAUGGAACAGUACAUUCAGGGACAGUCCAGAGAUCUGGUGGAUCAAGCAUAUAUGAAAUUUGUCACCAUUAUGUUUGUGACCUUAGAGAAGAUUGCUGCACAAGACCCGAAAUAUGCUGAUAUUUUGCUCUUAGAGAAUUACGCUGCCUUUCAGAAUAGUCUGUAUGACCUGGCCAAUGUUGUGCCUACUUUAGCCAAAUUUUAUCACCAGGCGAGCGAGAAUUAUGAACUAGCAUGCUCACGUCACAUCAGCAUGAUAAUAUAUUAUCAAUUUGAACGUCUUUUCCAAUUUGCUAGAAGAAUUGAGGAUUUGAUGUAUACAAUCACACCAGAAGAGAUCCCAUUCCAAAUGGGACUCUCAAAGGUGGAGCUCAGGAAGGUGGUGAAAUCCAGUUUAUCUGGUGUUGACAAGUCGAUAACUGCAAUGUAUAAGAAAUUGCAGAAGAACUUGACGACGGAUGUGUUGUUGCCUUCGUUAUGGGAUAAAUGCAAGAAGGAAUUCUUGGAUAAAUAUGAAAGCUUUGCUCAACUUGUUGGUAAGAUCUACCCUACUGAGAAUAUUCCAUCAGCAACAGAAAUGAGAGACCUUUUGAAAUCCAUGUAAAGUUUUACUUUUCAUUUUUUUUAUUAGGGGGCAUAAAAU
Molecule: messenger RNA, 3260 nt
Organism: Impatiens glandulifera
Lineage: Eukaryota; Viridiplantae; Streptophyta; Magnoliopsida; Ericales; Balsaminaceae
Product: exocyst complex component SEC3A-like
Exons: 25
Coding region: 579-3221 (880 amino acids)
Biological process (GO): Golgi to plasma membrane transport; exocytosis
Cellular component (GO): exocyst; plasma membrane
Molecular function (GO): phosphatidylinositol-4,5-bisphosphate binding
Source: RefSeq, a predicted model, not a curated record